GCCAAGAGGAGAGCUCCGACACCGACACACGGCGUCCGUUUCACCGUCUCCCGGCGGCGUCGUCGUCUCUCGGCCACAUUGACACACUAAUGGGCGUUUUUACCUUCCUUUUACCGACCUUGGAUAUUCUCGGAAGCCACGAAAUGAAGCGCUUGAAUGUGAGCAACCAAGAAAGAAAGAAGUGUCCUGUUGUGGUUGCGCCUGUCUCCAUCCAGCAUCACUAAGUCCUCUCCAGAGGAUUUAAUGUAGUGCUUUUUUUGUAGUGGACUACCCAACUUUUCCCACGCUUUUUUGUUGUCUUUCUCGAGGUUUUCCCAGGAUAGACCAACUCCAGGAAAACCGAGCGACUUUGACAUCUUCUCCCUGGCAGGAAUAACCUCACUGUUAAGCGGUUAUUCGCCUUUAAACAAGCAUCUUCUCUGGGGUGGGAACACGACUGAUGCUUGCCUUCCUUUGAGUUGUGUAUCGUCUCGUUACUGUCUUGUCUGUGGCAUGAAAAUACAUGAAUGCAAUCCAAGGACAUGUAUACACAAUUACGCAUGACGGUAUAGUAGGCUGUGCGUAAUAUCCUAUUGUUAUUAUUAUUAUUAUUAUUAUUAUAUCCCUAUAUUCACAUGAAUGCAACAAUCUCAUUCUUGUGUUUUUGGACAAGAUUUUGGCAGAUCCAUCCUAACUUAACUGGUGUGUUUAUGUGUGUGGCAUGGGUGUUGUGUUAGUAUGGCAUAGUGGAGUAAAAUGUGCCAAAAAAAUCUUAAAAAACUGAGUCUUAUAUUUAAAAAAAAUGGACCAAAUAGUGAAAUUAGUUUUUGUCCCCAGAAAUAAAGCAAAUGUGUCCAAAGUUAGUAGCAAAUUAAAAAAGCCAUUGUGCCAUAAUUAACGCCCCAUGUGUAUUUGUGUGGCAUGGGCGUUAUGUUAGUAUGGCAUAGUGGAGUCAAAUGUGCCAAAAAAAUCUUAAAAAGUCUUAUAUUUAAAAAAAAAUUUUUGGAUCAAAUAUUGAAAUGUGUUUUGUCCCCAAGAAAUGAAGCAAAUGUGUCCAAAGUUAAGCAAAUUAAAAAGCCAUUAUGCCAUAAUUAACGCCCCAUGUGUGUGUGGAUGGAUCAGUGGGAAAUCUGUGCGUAAAAGCAUGCACCAUGUGUCCAUGUGCGCGCCCCCUGGCCGUGCUAUAACGUGCUCCUUCUGUGUGUACGGUGUGUGUGUGUGUGAGCAGCCACGCUGGAAGUCGCCCCCCAUGUGGCCGUCGGGAGUGGGGAGCAGGCAGCCCUGCCCGCGGGAGUCGGCGCUGCGCAAGGCGGCCAUCAGCGGCAACAUCACCGCCCUGCCGCACCACGUCCCCACCGGCCGCAGCGUCCGGGUCUUUAUCUGUGCCAACCCAGACGACACAGAGGCGGAGAGGAACGCACUGAAAGAGCACGUCUACCCCAAACUACGAGACUUCUGCAGGGAGAACUAUGGGAUUGAAUUCCAGGUGGUGGACCUGUACUGGGGCGCCGACCCAGAGGAGUGGGACAGUCCGGAGCUGCAGCGACUCAGGAUGAAGCUCCUGGAGGAAUGUCUAAAGACCUCAGCGGGGCCGUGUUUUGUCGGUCUGGUGGGAGAAAAGUACGGCAGCAUCCGAGUGCCAGGGGAGGUGGAAUCAGCGGAGUUCGAGAUGAUCUUGGAUGCAGCUGUGGAGGCGGGGCUGGACACACACAUCUUGGAAGAGUGGUACUGCAGGGAUGAAAACUCUGUGCCACCCGCAUACUACCUCAAACCCAAAGCCCAAAUGCUUAAGAACUACCAGAACUCUAUGGAGUCAAGCAGCGCAGCCAAGACCAAGAAUGACAAGGCCUGGAGGAAUGUGUCGGAGGAGAUCAAGAGGAUCUUCCGAACGGCGGUGCUGCAGCUUCAGGAGAAGGGGACCAUGAAGAUCGCUCAGGCCAAGAAAUUCCUUUGCUCUGCCUUGGAGGAUGAAUUAGACUUCGCCCUUGGGAAACAAACUCCUGCCUUUCUCAGGAAAUGUGUCUGCUACAUUCGCAAGAUCGCCAACUUCGACCGCUUCGCCAAAAUCCCAGACAUGACCCGAUACAUGGACAUCGUGGUGAGCGGCGACCGCGUCAUGCGCAACCAAGAAGCCUACGAACGCCUCCUGAAGGUGCGGGACGAGUUCAUCCCCACGGUCGUCGCCGCCUCCAACCUCCGCGUCUAUUCCUCGGUCACCCACUGCGACAUGAAGUUGGGCUACUCCCAGGAAGUGGAGAGCCACUACGUGGAGGGUCUGUGUAAACAGUUCUACGAGGACAUGGUUGAUAUCAUCCAAGCCACGGUCCAGCAGAACUUUGGCACGGAGAGCGACCCGCUGUACGACGAGAUCCUGCAGCACUCGUCGCUCUGUAAAAGCUACGCGGAGCUCUACGAGUUCAAGACCGAGUCGUUGGAUUACGUGCAAGAGUACCUUAUGCCGUCCAAGGGGAGCAGGCAGAGCCCUCUGGUGGUGUACGGGGGGCCUUGCACUGGGAAGACGCUGCUGCUAUCUGAGGUGGCCAAACAGGCCUACACAUGGCUGCAGAAAGAGAUGGGCCCUGAAACCGACCCAGUGGUUAUUGUCCGUUUUAUUGGCUCCAGCCUGCUCUCCACAGACCUACGCACCCUCCUCCAGAGCAUUUGUGAACAGAUUGCAAUAAACUACCGCUGCCUGAUUCACUUUUUGCCUAACAAGAUCCAGGAGAUGAGGGAGCUCCUGAUCAACCUUCUAGGGGAAUCUACAUUCCACCGGCCCUUGGUCAUCGUCCUGGAUGCCCUUGAGCAGCUUUCAGAUUCCGAUGAAGUUCGCAAGCUGUGGUGGCUCCCCAUACAUCUGCCUCGGACAGUCCGCAUUGUAGUCUCAACGUUGCCCAACAAACAUGGCAUCCUGCAGAAGCUUCGACAGCUCAUCCAUGAUGAGGGGUAUUAUGUGGAAUUAAUCCAGAGGGACCGCAAGCUCUGCAGCCAAACGUUAAAACAGCAGUUGCUGGGGGUGAAGAGAAAGGUCACAUCAGGCCAACAGAUCUAUGUCAAUGAAGCACUUGCCAAGUGUACAUUGCCAAUGUUUGUCAACCUCAUCUACAGAGAAGUAGUUCAUUGGAGGUCUCACAAAGAUGUGGACGACAGGUCUCUGUGCUCCACAGUGCAUGAAAGCAUAGAACAGCUCUUCUACUCAGUGGAGAACAAGUUGGGCCAACGAUUUGUCUUCCGAGCAUUAGGGUAUAUCACCAUGGCCAAGGCUGGGCUAACUGAGGUAGAGCUGGAAGAUAUUCUGUCCCUUGAUAAUAUAGUUCUUGGCGAUGUCAUUGUGGCAACUUACCUCAAAAACCCCUUGAGGAUCUCCUAUGAUUUGGUUGCAAGGCUCAAAGAGGAGCUGGCUGGUUAUCUGGUGGAACGUCAGGUACGUAAUGUCACCUUGAUGGUUUGGGCCAACAGACACCUGCAUCUCAUUGCCCAGAAGCUGUAUCUUAGCAACGAGGAGGACGUCCAUCAAAUGCACAGCCUCCUAGCUGAGUACUUCCUGGGGGCAUGGGCAGGAGGCAGGAAGAAGAUCUUCACUUACGAUAACAACCAUUUCACUUCCCUGAAUAUAGCUCACCACAAAAACCCCCACCUUCAGCAGUCCCAUGAAAAAACAUCCUCUGACAAGUACUCCUAUGACAGACAGACUCCAGAGCAGCCUUGGGUGUUCCAGUGCAAUCUUUUGGAGCCUGACAUUUUCUUUGUCAACCAUAGGAAGAUGACAGAGCUGGUGUACCACCUUACCAGGAGUGGGCGCACUGAUGACCUCAUGUUCGGUGUCAUCAUGAACUUCAGCUGGCUGUACACAAUGAUCAAGAUUGGCCAGUUUGAAAAGGCUUUAACAGACAUUGACCUAGCUUACAGCUACACCCAAGAAAAAGAACUGAAGUUCCUGGCCACCACUCUCCGUAGCAUCAAGGUUAAAGUAAUAAAGAACCCAGCGUCUCUGUCUGCAGAACUGCAGCAAAGGCUUCUGCCUGUUGUCACCUCCCUCCCCAAGCUCAGACACCUCCUUCUGGAGUGUGACAAAGAUGGCCCGAAGUACUGCUCCAUUGUGCCUCUCCACUCCUCUAUGGAUGUCACAUACAGUCCAGAGAGGCUUCCUCUGUGCUCUAGCUACAUGCAGAUUGUGGAGAUCUUGCCCACUCUCGCCCCAAACAUAGUCCUUGUAGCCCUCGAAGAUGGGUCUGUCAGCACCUGGGAUGUAGAGAGCAGACAACUUCAAAGACAGAUCGACACAGCCAGAUCCGUUGUGCUUGGAAUCAGGCUAACCACUGAUGAAAAGUAUCUGGUCGUGGCCACAACCAAAAACACGUUGCUCAUCUAUGAUAAUCACAAAUCCUGCCUUUUAUCUGAGGUUGAAAUCAAGGGAUCCAAGCAUGGUGGUGUCACUGGUGGGGUGGCCUUCAUCAAUGGUUUUACUUUGUCCACGCAUCAUGCUUUGGCUUGGCUUGAGGCUAGUAAAGACGUCAACGUUAUUGACCUACUCUACGGUUGGCCUCUCUACCAGUUCCAUUGCUGGUACGAGGUGACUUGUGUCCAGUGCUCUCCAGAUGGAAUGUAUGCCUUCUGUGGCCAGUACCUCAACACUGCAACCAUCUUUCAUCUGGGAAAUGGGGACAAGUUGGCCACUGUCACCUCUGAGUUUUCUGGGGGAUUCGUAAAGUCCAUUCUAGUUCUGGACACCCUUCACCAAAUGGUGAUGGUUGACAAUGAAGGAAGUUUGUCAGUAUGGAACACCAAAGAGAUCACCAACCCACGUCUGAUGGAGGAUUACGAUUGCAGAGGGGAUGACAGUGAAGUGGUGGGCAUUGAGUUAUCUGAAGACCAGCGCUCCAUUCUCAUUUGCAAGGCCAGAAGUAUCGAGGUUCUGGACACAAAAGUAUGGAAAAUGGUAGAGAAGUUCAAAGCCAAACGCACUGAACGCUUCGUGGCUGCUGUUCUCUCCAAGAAUGGACAAAGCAUUGUGGCCUCCAUGGAGAACACCUCCUCCAUCUUUGUCUGGAGGAGGGACAGUGGACAGUGCAUGGCUAGCCUGAUUGAGAUCUCAGGUGCUAUCGUCAAACUCAUCAAAUCAGCCCACCACAACCUGCUCCUUUCUGUUGCCAGCAGUGGGGUGCUGUCUGUCUGGGACAUUGAUAUCAUCACCGCCAUGUCCAAUAUCGACAAAACAGGCAAGAAGAUCCAGACCUUGCAGCUGUCCGGCAGAGAGGAUUAUGUGUUUACUAUGGAUGGUUCAGAAGCCGUCCACAAGUGGAACUUCAGCACCGGCUUUAUUGAGACAGUCUUCAAGCACGAGAGCAUAGUGGAGAACUGUGUACUAACUUCCUCAGGGGAUCUCAUGGUGACUUCAGAUGACAAAUCCAGUCAGUACAUUUGGCAAACCAACACUGGAGAAAACAUCUUCCGCAUCAAUGGACAGAGAAUAUCACAGCUGCUAAUCACCCACAACGACCAGUUUGUGGUGUCCCUUUGUGAGCAGAACGCCUCCAGAGUGUGGAGGCUCGGGACUGGGCACAAAGUGUGUAACAUUUUAGUCACCCUCCAGAAUGCACUGAUCACCACAGCAAACACUUUCCUUGUGGGAACCUCCAAAAACAAGCUCCUCGCUGUCAGCCUGUGGUCGGGCAGCGUAUCCAAGAAGUUUGUCUGUGAUGAUGGCAUCAGCAUCGUCAACUUCAAGCUCAUUCCUGACUGCCCUGACUGCGUGGUGUUCAUCACAUCCACAGAGACCGUCAUCAUCUGGAGUGUGGCAGAUGAGUCAGUUUGCAGGCGAGUCCAGCUGCCAACCAACUUCCUCAAAAAUCUAGAGGACUUCCAGAUCUCGCCUAAUGGGAAACUAGGAAUUGUCUCCAAAGGUGAUGAGAAUAUUAAUGUCCUGGAUCUUCACAGCGGGAAGUUGAGGCUUGUCCAUGCUGCUGGUAUAAUUUGGCGUCAGAAAUUAUCAAGAGAUGGACGUUAUCUAGUGUAUGUCUGUUUCCGGAACUGUGAUGAAGACGAUGAAGCUGGUGUUGUGUCCAAUCUGAUCGUGAUGCGCCUUGCUGAUGGCAAGAGCAUCGGCACAUGCUCCCUAUACAAGACACCCACCUUCCUGUCUCUCUCCCAGCGAGCACUAAACAUCAUCAUUGGCUUCGAGGACGGCAGCAUCGGCACAUACACAGUAGUGGAUCGUGUGGAUGCUGCACUCAAGAUAAAGAUAGCCACCUCCAACAGCCGACAGAUUGUCAACAAUGCCUCGCAGAAGGUGCGGCCCAAAUGUGGCAACCAUUCCUUUAAGACCGUUGCCGACUGCACUUGGAGGGAGUCAACCGAGGUCUUCUCCAGGGACAGCCCUAUCAACGUGUCGGACUCUGGUGAGGGUGAGUCGACCACGCCUACAAAAAAGAGUGAACUGCUGCAGUCAUAGGUGGAGAUCAGAGAAGCGGGGGGAGUUAGGACAGGCAGGUGGAGAUAGGUGAGGAAGUUUAGAAUCUCUGGGGUUGCAGUUGAUUCUUGUUUACAGCCACGUGAUUCAGCUGCAGAUGUCAGCCCUCUGGGUAGUUAAUGGGCCGACCGUUUUAACGCUGCACUCAAAUUAUGUAUUACUUACUUCCAACUUAUGAUACAGUUUCUUUUUGAUUUACACACGAAGACUGUUAGAAAAAUGCUAUGUUUUUUGAAAAGAAGAAAAAUGUAAAUUCUGUGAGUAUUAGUUCGCCAUUAUGUGUCCUUUUGCAUUUGAAGAACAAAGUUAUUAUUCAAAUGUCUUGGUCAAACAUUUUCAAAGCCAUUCCAGUGAUCUUAGCCACUUUCAUUGUACACUAUCUUUAUUUACAUUGUGCACAUUAAGCCAUAAUGUUUAAGAAUAGAUUUAUGUUUGUAUCAACAUCAGUCGGUACUGUACAAAAAAAAGGAAGAACUAUGAACAUAUGUACAUAUCCCUUUUUGGCUGCUGCAAUUUGUGCAACUCCUUAAAAAUGUUAUGUUGUGCUUAAUGCAAUCAAAGUGAGUGCCUGGAAUUUAAAAUGUUCUUUAUGUGCAGAUUACAAGAUUUAUGAAAAUGCAGGGAAUUUGUAAACACAGUAUACACACAGUUACAUAAUACUUGCAUUGAUGUUAAAUCUAAACAAUCAGUGUACUGAGAUCCAGUCAACAACACGAGAGAUCGAUGGCAUUGCUCUUUGUAAUGAUAGCUGUAGAAAUUUCUUGGAACAGUUUACGUAAAUUUGGUGUGAAUUUACCUGCAGUUCCAUCAGUUUGUGUGCUGUUUGUUUUAAGGGAAACACCACUAUUGAGCAUACAGUGUAGCAUAGCACCAUACACAUUCACGCCUUAAACAGUGUACUUGCUUUAGGUUUAGUGGACUUUCUUCAAAUGUUCCAGUAGAAAAGGACAGAGUGAUAUUAGCCCAAUGUUUCACUGAAACAACUUGGCCAUGUGAAUAUAUUUAUAGGUUUAGACAGUGGAAGCACUUUAUGAGUGGUUUGUGAGAAACUAUUAGAUUUAUUCAUAGGAAACAUUGUGUAAAUUGUUUAAAGUGAUCUAGAGUUGUCUUAAAAUAGUUAUUGGAUUUGCCUACAAAAAUACACAAGGCCAUGCAGGUACUUGCAGGCUACAGCUAACUUGAAAUGUUACAGUCUCCAUAUGUAUGACUGGUAUCAAUACAAAAUUAAGAUGCCGUCAUCUUAACACCUGAGACAGGAAACUUGGAAAUAUAUGGGAUCAAAUAAGGGUCAAUAAGAUUGUGAGCUUGUGAAAUGAUGUUUAGAAAUAAUUUAAAAAACCUUUGGUUGUGCAUCAGCUUUUGUAAACCUGUGAAAAAAAAAACUUUGCAUGGAAAAUUCAAGAUUGUGAAUGUGUAGGGAAAAAAAUGUAGUUGCAGAAAACAUUUGACUGUCAAAAUAAAAUAAGUGAAUAUAUAAAUAAUAAUAUAAUUUAAAAAAAAAAGCUAAAUGAUAUUGUGUCAACUGUGAGAUUACACUGAAAAAAAACUGCCUAUUGUGAACAUCUGAGUACAGGUUCAAAGCAGAAAACUGUUAGAUGAACUCACAUUUAAGUUACAAGUAUAAAACCUUUACAGCCAAAAUCAUGACCAAAAUUUACACUUUCAAUCACCUUUUUUUACUUUUACUUGUACUUUCUACUUCGAAUCUGUACCCAGAUCACACAACCAGUCUUUGAGUUAUCUCACUGUUGAUAUUAUUUGUGCACAAAUUGUAUUUAGACAUUCUGAAAUAGUUUCUACAAUACAAAUUGUUUCUUACAUCUUCACAGUGUUUACAAGGGUGAUGUAGCUCUUAAUCUUUUUGACCCUCAAGCCCAUAGAAAUGUGACUCUGGUAACAUUGUGACAGGCUGAAAUAAAAGCUAUUUAGAUCUGGUUUUCUGACAAUCUGCUGACAAAGAGUUCAUCUAUAAGGUUGUACCUUCUUGCAGGUGCCAUGAUCGCUUUUUUUAAGCAUGUCUGUAAUAACCCAAAACGCAAUUUUGAGCUCCGAUGAGACCAAUUGUCUGCCAGGCAUGAUUGAAUACACACUUACACUUUGACAUAUACUUUUUAAGGGCUAUUCCUCUCAUUAUAUGUUUACUAGUUUUGAACUGUUAAGAUAAUGGCCCUUGGAUAAUUACAAACUGGGUAGCAGCAUCAAGUUUUAAAAUACUUUAUUUCCCAAGAGUUUCUAAAUUGGAAAAAAAAAGAUACUAUGUAAUUGCCAAAGUCCCGAUAUAGUUUCAUUUUGUUGACUGUCUCAUUUGUUUUUUGAGGCUUGUACUGUAAUUAUAUCGUUACCAAAUUGUUUCAGUGUUCUACUGUGAUUGCGUUUAUGAUAGAGACAAUGUGCUAUCUUUGCUAAAAAGUUUAAAAAUAUAUUGGAAUGCCAGUUUAAGAGUAUAUUUGAAUGUGUCCAUAUGGAAGCCAGUAAACGGUAUUAUUGUAUGUUAAGUAACUUGAAUGACUUUUAAUAACUUACAUGUUUGCAACUCAUAGUUGACAUACUGGUAUAAUGAAUGUUUCUAUUGUAUUCUUUGUAUUGUCAGGACUGACUUACCUGUUUAGAGAUUUAUAUUUUCAUAAAUGUUGUACUUACAUUUUGUUACAGAGUUGUUUAACUGGAAUUCAAACAGAAAAGAAACUUAUGUCUGAAGCAAUAUGAAACUAGUGUGUAUGCAUCGUUUGUAUGGAACAUUUUAAUGUAAUAAAAUGGUUCACUUUUUGCCUCCAC
Sebastes umbrosus (honeycomb rockfish) is the source of this 9220-nucleotide messenger RNA. Its product is annotated as NACHT and WD repeat domain-containing protein 2. The transcript has 7 exons. Gene Ontology annotation, molecular function: protein binding. The record is from RefSeq and is a predicted model, not a curated record. Bases 1019 to 6427 code for a protein of 1802 amino acids. NCBI's taxonomy places the organism in Eukaryota, Metazoa, Chordata, Actinopteri, Perciformes, Sebastidae.